UCUUCCAUUUCGCUGUACCAAUGCGUUAAAGCUCUUCUUCCUAGUCUUGCCCGCGUCUGCUUCCACAGUGGUUGGUGGUCGGUGGUCGGUUCGUACCCGCUUAGCCUCACUCCUCCUCCAUGCUUAUGAAUCUCAGAUCACAUCUACCAGAAACUAUCAGUAAGAUCUAGGGCUUCGUAUAAUAGAAAAUGGACAGGAUGAACCAGGCCUUUGAGAAGAUGAAAAUGCUGGUGGGAAUGGAGGUUGGAGAUGAAGAAGAGCAGCCAGAACCUUCCUUCCUCGAUGAUUUCAAUCGCAAUUGCACUUUAUCAACAAAGCAGAGACUGUAUGGGUUUGCAAUUUGCUUAGCCGCGGGUAUAACUUGCACACUCAUGUCAAUGCUUGUUUUCUUCCAUCCUAUCAAAUUUGGGAUAACAUUCUCCUUUGGCAAUGUGCUUGCUCUUGGAAGCACAGCAUUUCUCAUUGGUCCGAAAAGACAAUUGACAAUGAUGCUUGAUCCAGUUCGCAUAUAUGCAACAGCAAUAUACAUGGCCAGUAUCAUAAUUGCUCUUUUUUGUGCAGAAUAUGUUCAAAACAAGCUAUUGACACUUUUGGCAAUUGUGUUGGAGUUUGGGGCUCUUGUAUGGUAUAGCCUAAGUUACAUUCCAUUUGCAAGAUCAAUGGUUUCAAAGAUAGUGGCGGGAUGCUUCGACACUGAAUUUUAGAGCUAUGAUAUUAUUAUAUCAUGGCAGCUUGCUGUUCUUGAGAUGCAGAAUGAAAAUGAGAGUGGCAGCAGGGCGCAGAGAGUGAGAGUCACAAGCAGCAAAAGAAAUCAUGCAUGAAUUCUCUUCUCUUUUUCUUUUUGAUCGGAUAAUGUUGUCUUUUUAAUUAAGCAAAUAAUGAAUGAUUAUUGGAAUUGACUUGUUUUUGCCGUACGGUAGGUGGCUUCAACAGCUUGAACAACACACUUUUGGCAAAACCUGAGUUGAGCUUGUCUCUCUGUCA
Molecule: messenger RNA, 984 nt
Organism: Andrographis paniculata
Lineage: Eukaryota; Viridiplantae; Streptophyta; Magnoliopsida; Lamiales; Acanthaceae
Exons: 6
Coding region: 189-704 (171 amino acids)
Biological process (GO): vesicle-mediated transport
Cellular component (GO): membrane
Source: RefSeq, a predicted model, not a curated record